AUGUCGGCAUAUACAAAUCUUAAGGCUGAUAUGCCUCUGAGAAGCGUGCAGCUAAUCUCUCUUCACCGUCCAAAUGCCCUCAACGCUCUCAAUCGUCAUCUCAUGGCCGAGCUUGACGAUGUCCUCCAGAAGGCGCAGAGCGACAGCCAAAUCAAGUGUGUUGUACUUACUGGCUCCGAAAAAGCCUUUGCAGCUGGCGCCGAUAUUAAGGAGAUGAAGGACAUCAGCUUCGUAGACGCUUACAAACAGGACUUCUUGAGCUCCUGGAACAAGAUUCGUGAAUUCAGGAAACCUCUUAUCGGCGCAGUCUCUGGAUAUGCCCUCGGUGGUGGCUUUGAGGUUGCUAUGGCUACAGAUAUUUUAUUAGCUUCGAACAGUGCCAAAUUUGGUCAGCCAGAGAUCAACCUAGGUAUCAUUCCAGGCGGUGGUGGCACACAGAGACUUAUCAGAGCUGUUGGCAAAGCUAAGGCGAUGGAGAUGAUACUCACAGGACGCAUGAUUAAAGCUCAAGAAGCUUGUGAAAGAGGUCUCGUUAGUCAGGUACUUGACGCUGAGCAGCUGAUGCCUGAAGCACUGAAAGUGGCCGAGGAGAUUGCCAACAAGUCUGCUAUCAGUGUCCAAGCAGCCAAAGAAGCUGUUAAUGCAGCCCACGAGAUGCCUCUGAGCGAGGGUCUCAGAUUUGAGAGGAGACUGUUCCAUCAGCUAUUCGCUACCAAAGAUCAGAAAGAGGGUAUGUCUGCUUUCAUCGAGAAACGCAAACCAUCCUUCACCGACGAGUGA
Molecule: messenger RNA, 780 nt
Organism: Wallemia ichthyophaga EXF-994
Lineage: Eukaryota; Fungi; Basidiomycota; Wallemiomycetes; Wallemiales; Wallemiaceae
Product: putative enoyl-CoA hydratase
Exons: 5
Coding region: 1-780 (259 amino acids)
Biological process (GO): fatty acid beta-oxidation
Cellular component (GO): mitochondrion
Molecular function (GO): enoyl-CoA hydratase activity
Source: RefSeq, a predicted model, not a curated record